UUGUGCAUCUGUUGCCAGCGGCCUGCCUGCCUGCCUUGCCACAGGCCUCGGCACAGCCACAGCAGCCAACUGCCGCCGCUGAGCUCUCCGUUGUUGGUCGUCAGCGCGCGCGUGUCGAAGCCAAGUACUACCUCCACUCUGCGGCUGCCCGGCGUAGAGAGAGGAGACGAGCGGCAGUUUUUUGUCACACGGCGUGCAACGUAGCAGCAGCAGCACCUCAGCGGUAACUUUUGCCUCUGUUCACGCCCCCGGACGACGCAAGCCGGCGAGUUUGAACCCGAGCGAGUUGGAGACACACAGAAGAAAGGAAAAGUGCGUGUGUUUGCGUGCUCCUCGUGCUUUUUUCGAGAGAGAGAGACUCACUACCCGCGACCGAGCGGGACCCGGCAGCUAUGGGUUAGACUACCGAAAGAAGUAUUUACAAACCCCGCUGCUAGUUGAAUCGCGCUGAACGAUUGGUUCUUGAUUUUUUUGUUUUCUUUCGUUUCCUCUUAUUCUUUUAUCGUGUUUUCUUCCUCUCUCUGAGCUCAUGGUUCUCUUGCCCGUUCCUGUGCGGAGGACUUGUGUGUUUAUCGUCGCGUUAAUUUGCGCCGGCUGCCUUCUUGAGCUACAGGAGAGGUACAAGAGGAGUUUGUUCGUCGACAGUGUCUGCGGGAAGCUGAAAAAAACAAACAAAUAAGAAAGAAAACAAGAAGCAAAAUAAUAUAGGGGGAGUUCGGUUCUCCGUCGUCGUGUUGCUCCGUGUUGCUCUACAGGUGGUUUUUUUUCGUGUGUGUGCGAGGCGGGCGAACGGGCGCCUGUGUGUGUGUGUUGUUUUUUUCAAGUUCUAGCACGCGCCUGUGUUUCGGUGUUCCACAGUGUUGCUGCGGCCCGGCCGCAAGGAUUAUUUUGAUCAGCGACGUCGAAAGAUCGGUUGGUUGGUUGGGUGUUGAGCCGCGUUGCUCGAUGCUUCGUGGCGGAUAGCGGCGACGUGCGCAGACCGCCUAUCUCUCUUCGGCUCUCCGACUGUAUAGUGUGUUGUGCGGCGCCGAGUUAGUGUGUGCGUGCGUGCGCGCGUGUGUGUGUGCGCGGCUCGUCGCCGUCUUCGAAAACAUGAUAUCGGCCGCCUCUCGAAGGCGCCGUAGUCGUCCAACCUCGACUGCCGCUCCGCGCUACCUCCGACGCCGCUGCGACGUCGCGGCGAGCGGUGCUGCUCGCACUUCGCGGCGGCCCACAUGACGUGGUGUGCUGGUGACGCUGCUAUGAUAGCCGCCGGGGUGAGGAAUUCCUACGUCGAGCCGACGAAGUCAACCGCCGUCAGCCCCAUGCCAGCCGGCGAGGGGAUAGUGACGCGUCCCUGAAACGAAAAACAGCAACAACAAGACACGAGCCCCGCCAGGAGCCGCUGCGAUGGGACCGGGCGGCGGGGGUACCAGCGGCGGCUCCCAGGCUCCUGGUACCCCUCCUGCUGCUGCUGCCGCCUCUGCUGGUCCUGCUGGCGCCCUGUGCGUCGCUGGUACGCGCCGAAGACUCGUCGACGACCCGGAAUUCCGGGCCGUUGCCGUCGCCGGCGAUGAACGCGUCCGCGAAGACGACGACCGCGGACGUCCUCGGCACGGGAACGGCGUCGUCCGGUAGCCCGGGGACCCGCGGAGACCCGGCGACGAAUCUGUCCUGGGCCGUCGACCGAUCCCCGUCGCCCUCCCGAGACGGGACGGUGGGGUCUACGGAACGGCACGUCGUCGCUGCGAAGGCGAGCGGUGAUACCCCGCACCAGGCCGUACCGGCGGCUCCGUCGAGCCCGGUGACGCCCGCGGCGGCGGAGGCCAGCACGUCGACGACGACGGCGGCCGAGCGCAAGCCGCUGCUCGUCGCCUACCUGAGCAACGUGGCCGGCACGGACAACCUGCGCCGCCAGGGCCUGGUGGUGUCGGGCGCCAUGAAGUACGCCGUGGAGCUGGUCAACCGGAACCGCUCGAUCCCGGGCUACCGGAUGGAGAUGAUGUACCGCGACACCCGGGGCGAGAUGCUGCGGGGCACCCGGGCGGUGCUCGACUGCUGGAAGGGCGGCGCGGUCGCCUUCUUCGGGCCGGAGGACUCGUGCUACGUCGAGGCGGCCGUCGCGGCCUCGCUCAACCUGCCCAUGAUCUCAUACAAAUGCUCGGAUGCCAACGUAGCGAACAUUGAGAACACCACGUUCGCCCGCACCGUACCUUCCGCUGCUCUGGUGGUCCGCAGUGUGACGGCGCUGCUGCGCUACUACAACUGGCGAAAGUUCAGUAUCGUCCAGGAGAACUCCCUGGGCUACGAAACGGUGGCGCAGUCGCUGGAGACCCGCGUCAAGGAGAAGGGCUUCAUCAUCAACUCGAGGAACGUGUUCAACUCGGACCUGAGCUGCUGCGAGCAGAAGCUGCCGUGCUGCCAGACUGCCAUGACCAAGAUGCUGGACGAGACGUACCGGAAGACGCGCAUCUACGUGUACUUGGGCAACUACCGGGACCUGCAGACGUUGCUCAUCGCCAUGAGGAUGCGGGGACUGACCGACAAGGCCGAGUACUUGGUCAUCAUGAUCAACCACGACAUCCACUCGUGGGAGGACUUCAACUUGAAUUUUUUCGGGAAGGUUCCCGAGAAGGACAUUCGCGCCCUGAGUGACGCGUGCAGUCAGCUGAUGGUGAUCCUGCCCAGGCCGCCCACUGGCGACUCGUACUCGGAAUUCAUCGAGAAAGUGCGAGAGUACAACCAGAAGGAGCCGUUCAACUUUCCUCCUGGACUGGCUUCCUUCAAGAAGCACAUCACGGAGUACGCAUCGUACUUGUACGAUUCGGUGAUGCUGUACGCCGACGCGGUCACUGCGCUGAUCCACAAGAACCACAGCAUCACCGAUGGUCGUGCCGUCAUUCGGGAGAUCAUAGGCAGGAAACGCUACAAAAGUGUGACUACCGCCGAGAUGAGCAUCACGCCCAAGGGCGACGUGGAGGGCAACUACACGGUGCUCGCCUUCCUGCCCGUCGCCGACGAGGCUGCCACCAGGGUGCGCGACCGUCUGGCAAGCGCCCGCCGGGCUUCGUACCCGGUCAUCGAGCGGCUCUUCCAGCCCGUCGGCGGCUUCAAGUACGUCGACGACGAGACGGCCGAGUUCGAGCUCAGCAUCAACAGCACCGUCCUCUGGAAGAACGGGCAGCCUCCUCUGGAGGAACCGCCCUGCGGCUACGACGGCUCCGGUUGCACUCCACCACUGGAUAACCGGCGAGAGAUACUAGCCAGCGUUCUCGGUGUCCUGCUCAUUCUGGUGUCCGUGUUCGCAACCGUUGUUUACAGGAACUGGAAGUACGAGCAGGAGAUCGCGGGUCUCCUCUGGAUGAUUGACAAGCGGGAGCUGGAGCCCCUGACCACCUUGACCGGCCCGAAGCACGGUAUAAGCAAGCUCAGCCUGAUCAGCCAGAUGGUGAGCGACUCCCGGAUGAUGCACCUGUCCGGGGACACAUACCGCUACCGAGGCACCAUGACGUACGUGAAGAAGCUCGUCUACCACCGCCGAUCGGCCGACAUCCCGCGAGCAGUCAAGAAGGAGAUGAAACUGAUGCGCGAGCUGCACCACGAGAACCUGAACCCUUUCGUGGGAGCCUGCGUGGAGCCCAACUGCAUCUACGCCGUCUCCGAGCUGUGCGUCAAAGGAAACCUGCAGGACAUUCUGGAAAAUGACGUCAUAAAGUUGGACAACAUGUUCAUCGCUUCGUUCGUUUUCGACAUCAUAAAGGGCCUGCGCUACCUGCACGAGAGCGACCUGCGGGUGCACGGGAACCUCAGGUCGACCAACGUGCUCGUCACCAACCUGUGGGUGCUUCGACUCACCAAUUUCGGCCUGCUCGAGCUGCGUUCCACCAAUGCGGCGGCGCGCGCAAGCCGGGACGACAAGGAGGACUACCAGCUGUACCGCUGCCAGCUCUGGCGAUCGCCCGAGGUGCUCCGUAAGCCGUCGAACUACCCGCGGGGAAGCCAGAAGGACGACAUGUACGCGUUCGCCAUCAUUCUGCACGAGAUCAUCGGUCGCCAGGGCCCCUGGGGCAGCACGCGACUCGAACCCAAAGCGAUCAUAGACAAGGUGAAGGCUGGUGGCGACCCGCCAUUCCGGCCGCCGGUAUCGGACCUGCAGUGCCAGGACUACGUGCUGAGCGUCAUCACUGACUGCUGGGCAGAGAAGUGUGAUGCGAGGCCCGAACUGAGCCAGGUGCAGGAGCGCCUCAAGAAGAUGCGUCAGGGCAUGAAGCCCAACAUCAUGGACAACCUGAUGGCCCUGAUGGAGAAAUACGCUAACAACUUGGAGGAGCUGGUGACUGAGCGAACGUGCCUUUUGGAAGAAGAGAAAAAGAAAACAGAGGCCCUACUGCAUCGCAUGCUGCCAAAGACCGUAGCUCUCCAACUGAUGCGGGGUCAGAUGGUGGUGCCCGAGUCCUUCGAUUCCGUGACCAUCUACUUCAGCGACAUCGUUGGCUUCACCGAGAUGUCGGCCACCAGCACGCCACUGGAGGUGGUGAACUUCCUCAACGAGCUGUACACGUGCUUCGACUCGAUCAUCCGCCACUACGACGUGUACAAGGUGGAGACCAUCGGCGACGCCUACAUGGUGGUGAGCGGGCUGCCAGAGCGCAAUGAUGACGCGCACGCCCGCGAGGUGGCCUCCAUGGCGCUCGAGAUCCUGGACGCCGUGCGGCACUUCACCAUACGGCACCGGCCCGGAGCGACGCUCAAGCUGCGCAUCGGCAUCCACUCGGGGCCCGUGGUCGCCGGUGUGGUCGGGCUCACCAUGCCCCGGUACUGUCUCUUUGGCGACACCGUCAACACCGCAUCCCGCAUGGAGUCCAACGGUGAAGCGCUAAAGAUUCACAUCAGCAGCCAGUGCAGGGACCUGCUUGUAAAAAUUGGAGGAUAUGACAUUGCGGACCGGGGACUUGUAAAAAUGAAGGGCAAGGGCGAGCUGCGCACCUAUUGGCUGCUGGGCCACAAGGCGGGACCUCAGCAUCGCCGUGGCGAUGGCAACCAGUUUUUGCCGGCGCCGCUGUUCAAUGUGGGUGAUGGUGGCUCGGUAGGGGGUGCCAUGGCGGCGCCCCACCGGAGCCCCAAGACAGAGGGCCUACCUCGGCGGGGGUCACUCAUCCCCAAGCUGCCGGACCACGACACUGACCUGUUGGGCACAGCCCUUAUGAAUGGCUCCGUCAUGGGCGGCAUCCAGGCCCUGCACCGACUAAAGCAGGACAGUCCGGGCAUCCUGCGUCCCAAGCCGUCGCGGGAGUCUUCCUUCACGUACAAGGGCCCUCGGCGGCACGACUUCUCCGAAGCCCCGUCGUCGCGCACCAACAGCGUGGCCGACCUCGACGGCAGCGGCCUCAUACUGCCGCGGCGGAACGAGUCGACGCUGUCGCCCUGCGCCAAGGACGAGUUCGGCUGCUCGAACCCGGAUCUGGCCGUGCUCAGGGCCCGGCAGUGGGCCGCCGACCGCGGCAAGAACGGGCUCAAGAGCCUGGACGAGAGCGCCAGGCCCCUGCUUCGCGACGCGUCGACCAACUGCAACGGCAACGGCGGGGGCCACCUGCUGUCGCUCGCCGAGGACGCCGCCAAGCGGUGGCGCUCGUGCGACGAGAUCGCCGCCCUGGCGCCCACCCGCGACAAGCUGAAGAAAGUGUUCACCGGCCUGCUGCGUGCGGGCGCGUCGCGCGAGAAGUCGCGGGAUUGGGACUCGACGACGGUGGACGCCGGCGGAGGUCUGCCCAGGCUCGUGUGCGAGACGGCCGAGGACACGACGGAAAGCAUCGUCUGAGCAUCACGUGUGCGGGGAUCCCCUCGCCGUCGGUAUUCGACGAACCACCGCCCUUUAAGGAAACGGUUCCACAUAGCAGUUAAGGCCAGUGCCGCAAGCAUGCGCUCCUUCCCUUUCGCCAAACCGUGACAAGUUGGCACCGACACAAGGGGAAUUGAAGGCCUGCAAGCGUGAGCUUUCACCAGCUCCAUGCACCGCCAACCGAGGUUCAAGUGUGGAAGGACCUCAAGACGUGGGAAACACAUCGUACGGGCCUGUGCCGUUAGCGUGUGCUCUUUAUUAAGUGCCGGUUUUAGUAAUUCAAGGCCCAUAGGCAUCAGAAGGCCUGGUUGCUUCUGGUGAACUUGAACAGGAACAUUGAACCCAUUAUGGGAACUCAUCGCACGAGCUAGAGAGGUAGACACCAGUUCUUCCUCACCGGCACGCCACAGAUAUGCCGGCCAUGAUUUGUAAUUGAAAACCUGCAGAUCAUUAUGCAAAAAAGGUCAUGCAGAUCAUUCAGAGCACUGCCGAGAUGGCUUCUGGUAAUGACCAUGAGCAUUUUCUCGCUCGCUGUCAAAAGGGCUGGGAAGUUUUGUUUGAGAUACACGUAGCUUUUUAAAGUGACAUGAGCUCACUUGCGCGGUAUGUUCAACUUGCGGCACCGCUGAAAGCAAUAGGCAGCAAUGGUGGUGCACGGACAAACCGUCUGUGCCACGGAACUGUUUGCUCCGCAGCCAGAAAUUAAAUGGCGGCUUCCAGCAGUGCUGGAGUCAAGAAGAGCUACAUUGGCCGUAGUUGUACAGUUGAAGUAAAGCGUCUUGGGCUUCCAUGACAGUGGCUUGAGUUCUUUCCUCACCGUCUUAAGGUGCAAGUGGAAUUUUUUGAAGAUGUGUAGUACUUCUUUCUAAACUCCGGCAACAAAUGAAGAUACCGCCUCGCUUCAUGCAAAUGGGGGAUGCCAGACAAGUACACCACUGUAAUGUGAGAAGGAAACAUUCAGUAAUGUGGGUGCUUCGAGGACGGUGGCUUUGAGGGAACUGUUUCUAGGUCACUGUAUGCAUUGUGCCGUCAGCUCAUUGGGACCGAGCUUUAAUAUGGUGGCGAUGGCCUGGAUGCCAUCAUGACUGCUAUGCCAGCGCAGCAGCUGUCACGCUUCUAGCCGUGUCAAGGAAAACCGGGACAGUCCCUGCGGAAGAGUCAGUGUGUUACAAGUUACCUUUGGCGUCUACAUUCCUGAGAGCCGAGUGUGUCGUUCGCCAGGUGAGGUGCGACAUGACUGCGUGCCAGCUCCUCCGUGGCGGUGGUGGCAAGUUGCGAUUCGUGGGGCAACAUAGUGUGCAUCUGACGCAAAUAACAAGUGCCACAAGACAAAUUAUAUGUGCCAUGCUGAGCGGAACUUUUUUUUUUUUUAACUGUGGACACAGAUUUUGUGAAGUCAUCCUUGCGAGUUGUAUUUUUUUCUUUUUGUGACAAAUUUUUGCCAAAAAUGUGCCUGCAUGGUUUCGCGAAGAGCCUAUCAUGCAGCUGAGCACUGUGCUUCCGGAGCCAUAUUUCCUUUUUUUUUUUUCAGCACACGCACACAAACUUUUUGACACGUGUGAAUGGCCGCGUAUGCAUCAAUGUGCUGGGAGCACCUGAUAGUGUCAAAGCUCGGAAGUGUUUAGAGUUUUGUGUUUCUAAUUUUUUUUGGAUUGUGUUCUUUUGGUAUCGGCACGUUGAUGUGUCACCGACUUCUCGGUACACUUCGUUUGAACGUACCAUGAACAAUUUAACAAAUAACUUGUUUAAAUUUUAUCCCCCUACAUUUUUUUUUGUACUUGUGUGUGAGAGUCCAUCCUCAUUCCAAGGCAGACAAAUGAACAAGUGUGUUUCUAUGUCUGUUGCACUAUAUUCAACAAUACUUUGUUCGUGUCAUGCUGCAGCAGUACUGCAAGAGCUGCAGUUGCAGAAUGUAAGUUGAGCUUAAUGUCAGUCUCGAAAAUGCAUUUCCCGCAGUCUUUUUAUUCAUAGUCACCUUUUUCUUUAAUUUGUCCGUAGAAUGUGAGGACUUCCUAUUGUUGUUUAGCAUCAACCGAAGCGUUGUAUUUAAUGUUUUUCACGUGGGUUCCCUGUGUGCUUAUGAUAAAUGUGAAUCAGUUUUGUGUGUCUGUGAGCACAUUGUGUUCUCACUUACGGGAUUAGUACCUGAAAGGCAAGAGAAGAAUCAAAGUUGUUUUUUUUUUCCAGAAAGACGUGAUUUUUUUUUUUUUUUUUGACGAGCACGGUGAUAGAAACAGGCAGAAUGCUUGUUGAGAACAACUGCUCUCCGCUAGCAGCGGGUGCCAAGUUAUCUAGAAUACAUUGGCUUUGUGACGCAUUAUUUAAGCUGCAAACUAAGCGCUCAGAUUGCGUUGUGUGAAAUAGCAAGAAUUUCCAUGCCUUCUGUGGCUCGGCGAGCUGACCGCAAAUUUUGUGCCUGGUGUUCCUGAGAAAUGCCUCUGCUGUGAGCUGAAUUCAACUACUAUAUUGCAUAGAGUGUAUGUACAUUGCGGUGCACCCACUUAAUGCACACGCCAUCUUUUUUUUUUCUGCCUAUGUGAAGAAUGGGUGACAAGAAGUGUUAGCAGGUGCAUGGCAUUGUUGUUCUUGUUUCCGAAGCUGGGUAGGUUAUGCAUAAAAAAAGGGAAAAAAAUAAGAUCUUGUGCAAUUCGUGAAAAGCUUUAACGUAUUGCAACUUCUCCAGAAAAAGGUGCGUUUGCUUACCGAUGUCUUAUUCCCAUGGCAUCUCUCAGCGUAGAAGUUCAUUUCUCAAUUGAUGCGCCGAAAAGAUGCGCUAAUCGCCACUUACGUUUCUAGCUUGCAACUUCUUGUUGUUCCUGAUAGGCCGAGUUGUGAGCAAUAGCUUGAGACCAAACAUUUCAAGCGUACCGAAAACCUUGGUGCUCGGCAAGUGUUUUGUUAACUUUAUUUUUGUUGCAUAAUGCUCGAUUCGUUGACUCGCUUACUGCAGACUUGAAAAAGCAAGCUGUGUGGUAUGUCCCUAUAAAACACUCCAAGCAACGAAAAAUUUUGAGUGUGUAUGUUCCUUUAUGGAAUUAAUUCAAUGGCAUCAUGCAGUGGACGAACAUUUAGCUGUAGUCAAUGCCUUGCUAAAAAUUGUCCAUAAACAUUAUUUUUUAUUCAGAAAGCACUUACCCUUCCAUUGCAUGGUACUGUAGACUCUGCAUACAUGUUCCCUAGUACAAUGGCACAACCUACUCUGGGAAAUCGGCCAUGAAUCGGGCAGUGAAAAAACAGUUAUCAAUCUUUUUCUUAUUUUUUUACUUUUUUUUCAUGAUGAGUAAAACAUUUUCUUUGCCCAGUUGGUUCAUAAUGGAGAAGGAAAAAGAGUAGCUAAAAAGAAACAAGGACAAAACAAUUGCGUACUCGUCCCAUCCUCUUCUUUUUCUUUUUUUUUCGCUACUGUUUUUCUUCUCAUUCAUGAUGAGGCAAGCAUGUCCAGAAUCUGAAUUGAAACUGCUUACUUAAAGAAAAAAAAAAAGAACAGCAGCCACGGUGCCCAAGUACUUAAUUGCAAGGAGCGGCGACUUCAUUUCUUUGGGCUUUAGCUGCAGGUAGACUUCUUUUAAUAGUGGCUCACACAUUUUGUGCGAAGCUCAUCGAAAUGCUUGAGCUCCGAUCAAGUGUAGCUUUGUCAUCCAGAAAGCUAACGAUAACUUGCAGCAAGAUUUAGUAUGUUCGCAGUAGUUGGCUCGUCAAGCAAGGAGCAUGGGCUCAUCAGCUGAACCAAUAGCUUCAGUGGCCACUAUAACAUGCACUAACAAUUCACAACCUUCAACAUUGUCUUCUGCAAAACUCUAGGUUCUUUAGCGCAACGCAGUCUUCUUUUUUUUUUCAUUAAGCCUAGCCUAAAUGCUGAAAGCAUGUGGCAGCUUUUCAUUUCACUUUAAUUGUUCACAGCAGAUGCCUUAGUGCCAUGAUACUUCGUAUUAAUCACUCGUGGGGAUGCACAAGCACUUAAGUGUACUUGGCGAAUAUGACGAGAGUCGGUGUUCAGCCUUUCUUUUUUUUUUUGUGCAGAUCCAUAGCUCUGCGUAUAGUACGCAUACAAAGAAUUCAAGGGCUACAGGAUCGGAAGAAUAACGGUGCAAUAGUAAUUUGUGUAUCAAGAUUGUUGCACUAAUAAAGACAGAUAGGCUGCACCAUCCUCCAAGUUUAACAAGUAGUGAGCCAGCAACAGGGCUUGUGAAGCUGGCCGAUGUCCCAGACAAAAUGCAGUCAACUGAAGAAUAGAGCAUUGUUGCAAAGGAUUCUGUUCGGGCUUUUCGGGCUUUUUCAUCAUGCGAAUGGGUAUGCAGGUAGUCACUGAUUGUGAAAUUCGCUGAUCGAAACCGAGAAUAGCAAACAAGAAUUUAAACUCCUUGCAUGUCCUUUGCUCACAGUCGGAACUUUCUGCAGGCAUUUAGGGAACGCUCUAACACAGACAACGGCACUUUGCGUUUUCUUGAGCAGAAGUCAAUAAAUAAUCCGGAAACAAGAAAAUAAAUAGAGAAAAGAAUUUACGCCCUGUUACUUAGUCUUCCGCAUCUCCUACAUUCUUUUUUUUUUUUGUCGUUGUGCACACUACUAGAAAAGAUUGGUUUUUAAGAAAAGCAUGUGUGUGGGAAGCUUAGAGGAAAGCCACCACAUUCAUUUGCCUUCAUCUGUCUCCAUGGCAUGGCAGCCAGCAUGGUAAACAAAUUGAAUUUCCGAGGACCUGAUCCAUGGGAUAGGCAGUGCUAACUGAUCAGGGAUGAGAGAGUUUUAUGUCUAGCCGCUGAAUUUAACGCAAUAAUUGUAUGAUGAUUGAUUGUAAGUUCCUUAGAUGCCUGUGACGGACCACUUUACAUAGCAGAAGUGACAAUGCCGAGAUGUGGAUGAGGGCUUGCAAAGUUGUGUAGUAAAGAUGGUAAAGGACGAUGCCAUCGUCUAAUGAAAGGUGUCAUACUUAAGAACUGGUGCAGCCGUAGAGAAAUCGCAAAUUUUGUAUGCGUUUUUUUUUUUUUGUCUCCCUCUUUAGCAGAAGUUGUUUCAAGCUCUCCCAGCUAGUCAACAGUCCACCUGAAGUCAUCAGUAUAAAAACUUGAACAGCGAGUGCAACUCUGCAGUUGUUUGCUCGCCUGAGCACAUAUGAAGCUAGGUUAUAUGGACUGCAGGAAAACAGACUUUCGGCUAAAUCACCGGCGUGGCGCUUGCAUCAGUGUAAAAUUAAGAUUUGAAAGCUUAAUCACGUGCAGGGCCGCAAAGAAGUUCGGGUAAUCUUUAAGUGAGUAUAUUCCACGAGUUGGAGUGGCUGGUCUACUAGAUACCGUUCGCUAGGAUCGUCUUCCUGGUUUAUUUUAUCGCAGAGUGUCGUGUUGUGCUUUCAUGUGUGCGUGCAUUUAUGUGCGAGUGCUUAUCUGUGUGGGCCUGCCAGAUGUUUUGUGUAUUAACAUGGAAGCAUCAGAGCACUAGAGCCAAGGACAAAGUAAAGGCGCACAUAAGAGGAUGAUGCUCUAUGCUGACUGACAACUGAUAGAUUUUUGUGACGGAUGAACAUUGAAAUGUAUUAAAUAUAUUUAAAUCAGUUGUCAGUAAGCACAGCGUGUAGUAUUUUUAUGCGCCUUUACUUUGUACUUGCCCCGACAGCGCUGUUUCUGAUACUUCUGUUGCAAAAGAUGCAGCACUCGCAAUUUAAUCAUGAGACUACUAAGAUUGCUUAUCUUGGCUUUAUCGGAACAUCAUUCAUCAAUGCAAGUGCAAUCGUGGAAUGUGGAGUUAUGGGUGUAAGCUGUAGCUCGGGACCAACUUGGAUUUUCUUAUUAGAAUACAUAUGAAGUGCAGAAAUUAUUUCAUUAGGCAACCACUGCUAUCUGAUAUUUUAAUAAUGUUUCUUGAACUUAAAGUAUAAAUUGAAAUUUUGUUAUCGAGGGAGUCCUUUUAUGAACGCCUUCGAAUGUUUUCAGAAAGUUUCCGAAGAUAAAAAAAAAUGUGAUGAAAGAAAAAGCACCAAGUUCACAAAUCUUCUAAUGAAGACGAAAAAACUUGUAGUGGUUCAGCGAACUAAGUCUGGUAUAUCGUCUACAGCCAUAAGUAUAUCCGGGGUACUAAUUUCCUGAUCACAAGAAAAGGUCUUACUGUGAUUACUUUGUUUCUAAAAAGCCCCUUGGAAAAAAUGUUGGUAUAUUCGAAAGUAACAUACAAUUUAUCAAUUUUGCCUAUUUUCGAUAACCUAAUAUAUACAGCUUACCAAUUUGUGAUUUGUUGUGAAGUUAUGUGUAUGUGAACUCGAUGCUUCAGUUUCUCAAUCUUGUCAAAAAAAAUAAUUGGGAAGCCUAAUGCAAAGAAAUCUGCAUCUUUGCGAUGCAGAUUUCCUCAUAAUUUUUAUCCAGGUCACUUUUGCAGGGGCCAUUUGAUGUCAUUUCUGCUUUUCACAUGUUUCUGAACAGAGCUGGCCCAAGCUAAAGCUUCCUUAAAUGCACAAGGUUGUUAAAGAAAGAGAAAGCAGCAUUGUUGGUCAAAAGCAAAAGCCUUCUUUCAGUUCUUUGUGUAGCCUUUGAAGCCGAAAGAGCUUUGUGCCUACUUCCCUAGGUAAAAUUCAAAUGUGUUACACAAUAUCCAAAAAAAAGAAGGAGGCAAACUGUGUUGAUGCCAGAUGGUAAGCCUUCAACGUUCAAUUCAUGCCACAGGUAUACUUUUUGUCUGCUUCAAGUAUUGUGGAUUCUCUUGCUGUCACCCAACUUUACCGCAUGUUUCUGCAGUGUAUGUCUCGUAUCUUCAAGAAACAUUGAGAUUUGAGACAAAACGAUCAUUUCUUCGGACGAAGCUUCAUAGCAGUGUCUAGGUCGAGAUUUGGACCACGUCAGAAUUUGGAUAAUAACCGCCAAUAUGGCUAUUAACAAAAUUUCAUAAAUUUUUUUUCUUUUUUGAUUAGUGAUUUUAUGGGGCGUGUCGUAAUUGCAAGAAUGACUUGGGCUAGUACCUAGACAGUGCAUAUUUUUGCACCAGAGACAUUGUGUCUUGCACACCUUUUAAGAAAGACCAGUGCACCAAAAUCGGCAUCGAAUGCCCUGCUGUUCCACUUAACCCUGUAAUGUCCGUCGUGUAAUUUUUUUUGCUACGCUGCGUUCAAUAUCUCAAAAUUCUGCUUUAUGCACAGAAAACGUAACACAUAGCAUAUAUUAGCGCGUUCGAUAUGCCGGAGCGAGUUUACAGUUCUAUAUAAUUAAUCGAACAAAUUGCUUAAUUCUGUUCUACACAAAAUAAGUUCUUGGCUAAAAAAAUAUUUCUUUUUGCACAAAUUUACUCCCUAUAGCCAGAAAUACGGGUGUGCAAGUUGUUUCUUAUUCUUCAUGAUUCAGAACUUUGUUUGGGCAUUUCAUCGUUAUGUCUCUCUACUGUAAAAAAAAUGCAGCGUGGAAAUCUCUCAAAAUUGUAACAGCAAUACAUAUUGUGGCAUACUUUCAGUGAAAGGAUAGCGAAGUUGUCAAGUUUGAAGUGAUUCACUCAAAGCGGUGCACAAAUGGGCGAGGAUGACUGGGAGAGGAACACAUCGCUGUUCUUGUGAGCUAUGAUCAUACUGCUGGGUUCCUUCCUAAUCGUACGUUUAUGCGCUGUUCAUGCCACCUUCAUAACAAUGACACGUACGCCACAUAUCCAAUAAUCUCUUGUAACAAGCAUAAAUAAACACACAUAUUCUUAUAUGAUCAUACGGGAUUAUUGGGUGUGCACGGCAUUGCAUGUGCUCGUAUGACAUUAUCGGAUAUGCGGAAUGUAUGUGUUGCGCGAGAUUCCUUUGAUGAGGAAUGGAACGCGUAUUCGUUCCGCAUAUCUUGAAACUUGUGCUCUAGCGCCAAUCUUGAGGCUCGAGUCAUAUGCGGCUACAACAUACCCCACGAAAUCAUCAAUUGUAGAAGGAUAAUUGGAGUAAUUCUGUUAAUGCGCUCGCGACUUCGCAAGAAAUUUUGAUGUCCGCCAUGUGAAGCUUGCUUGGUCAGCAAAAAAUUAUCGCUGUCUCGAAUUUCGCCUAUCAUUUAACAAUCUGAUAUGGUCGUCGCAAGAAACAUGUGGUGUAUAUAUAUAUAUACAUAUAUAAAACUUGAGCAACAGUGGUGAGUUGAUAUUUCAUCGCCUGCCAAGCCUUGCAUGACCCAGCGUCCGCACUUGACACGUUUUGCAAAAGCAUGAAGAGACGAGGGGAAAAAUAUAUAUAUUAAAGAAAAGGUGUGUGUAAGUGCCAAAUGCACACUUCUUUUUUUUUUCUUCAUGGGGUGACUUCUGUGAUACGAGUUACACGUUAAAGAGUUUUGAAAUGUCACGCUGUUGUCAUUGUUUAUUUUUUUUCUCCCUCCUAUAUCUCUAUCGAAGCUGAGACCGAGUGGUUGGACUUGGCUUCUUGGCAUUAGUGUAAAUAAAAACGAAUUAUUUUUU
This is a messenger RNA of Dermacentor andersoni, 14206 nucleotides long. Its product is annotated as receptor-type guanylate cyclase Gyc76C-like. Lineage: Eukaryota; Metazoa; Arthropoda; Arachnida; Ixodida; Ixodidae. Gene Ontology annotation, molecular function: ATP binding; adenylate cyclase activity; guanylate cyclase activity. The record is from RefSeq and is a predicted model, not a curated record. Gene Ontology annotation, cellular component: plasma membrane. Gene Ontology annotation, biological process: intracellular signal transduction; cGMP biosynthetic process; protein phosphorylation.